This is a messenger RNA of Exophiala aquamarina CBS 119918, 744 nucleotides long. RefSeq lists its product as uncharacterized. Lineage: Eukaryota; Fungi; Ascomycota; Eurotiomycetes; Chaetothyriales; Herpotrichiellaceae. Gene Ontology annotation, biological process: superoxide metabolic process. The transcript is spliced from 2 exons. The record is from RefSeq and is a predicted model, not a curated record. Gene Ontology annotation, molecular function: metal ion binding. The coding region runs from base 1 to 744 and encodes 247 amino acids.
AUGAAGCUCCUCACUAUACUCCUGUCCAUAACCCUCCUUGCCAUCAAAGCUCUAGCUGACGAAGGCCACGGAGACCACGUGGCCUCGGUGGUUGAGAAUAACCCCAAGUCAGCCACAUUCCAAGCUGUCCUGCAAACUGGCAAGCCUGUCCAAGGUCAAAUCACUGGGGUUUCUCACGACAAUGGUACUGGGGUCGAUUUCAACAUCAAUUUCUUUGACUUCCCGCCUUCUGAAGACGGACCAUUCAAAUACCACAUCCAUGUAAACCCCAUCCCCGAAGACGGCAACUGCACCGGUGCUGGGAGUCAUCUGUCGCCCUAUGGUCGCCCAGACACUCCAGACUGCAAUACCGACGAUCCUUCGACCUGCCAGCCAGGCGACUUGAGCGGCAAGCACGGCGUCAUCGACGACACGGCCGAAGAAAGAAACUUCCAACGCAGCUACCUCGACCUAUAUCUGAGUGCCAACCCAGAAAAUCCCAGUUUCUUCGGCAACCGCUCCGUUGUCGUCCAUGCCCUGAAUGGCACAAGGUUGAAUUGUGCCAACUUCACCCAACAGUGGCCGGCCAAUAAUGGAAGUGGAGGGUACGGACCCGAAGAUUAUAAUCCUGUUAAUGGGGAUAACGGCUCGGAUGCGCCUGCAAAUGCAUCGAAAGGUGGUGCGGAAGGCAUGUUCAGGAGCCUAUAUCCCGAGCUUUCCCUCCCACUAGUGUUGACUGUCGCUUACGCCAUUUUACUGCUCUGA